GGGAUCCUACCUCCACCGAAUUGAGGCCAUCUUCGGUAUUACGGAUUGAGGCUAUCUCCGUCAUAGGAAAUAAAUGUUAAGUGGUUUGACUUUGGUGAAAGUCUAAAUUGGUUUGACCGGUGGUCAAAGAGUUCAUGAGAAAACCGUAACACCUAAAUCGUUUUGAAAAGAAAGAAAAUAAGUUGACUGUUGGUCAACCGUCUAAAGAACCGAAUGUAAAGUUGAAUUGAUUUUUAUUAAAAGGAUAAACAUAUGUACGAUCUUAAUUGUUGAAUUAUUAUGUUUAUUCUUGUGCUACAAUGGAGUACCACUCAGCGUCAAUGCUGAGCGGAUAGCGUUGUUUUCUUUUGCUGUCCGUAGGUGAUCAGACAGAUGAACCUAGAGCCGAUCCCAGAGGGCAUUGAGGAGGAGAUAAGAAACAACACCUCCUCCACCCCCAAAUCAAAAAAAGGUUUUAAAGGAAUAGUCGGUGAGCUUCUUGCAAAGAAAGGGAAGCGUGCUCAGCCUUCGACGAGUUCAAGUGGUACAAUAGUAAGCUCACACAACAAACUUGCUAUGUACCAAGGGGUGCCAUGCGAUUACGACGAGGACGACGUGGAGUUUGACGUCCUCGGAUGGUGGAAGUGGAACGAACACAUGUUCCCAUGUCUUGGAAAGCUAGCAAGACAAGUGUUGUCCGUCCCGGUAUCAACCGUAGCAGUGGAACGAGAAUUCAAUGCUGGCGGGAACAUUCUAACCGACUUUCGAAGUUGUCUUAAUGCUGAAUCUCUUGAAACACUUGUUUGCAACCAAGAUUGGCUCUUGGCAAGACGUCGAGCUCAAGAGUCAGGGUACGAAUUCAAUUCAGAGCAUUACAUGAAUGCAACCACAGAUGGAAGUCCGAGUUCUGAGGAAUCAGUUAUAAACUUUUUUUAUGUUAAUUUAAAUAUGUAAUUAGUUUUUUUAGGUUAUCCCACUACGAAGUUUGAGGCAAGCAAGUCAAAGGAGCCCGAAGAUCGGUUUCAUUAUUAUCCACCCACAAUACAGACGAUGACAAGGGAGAACUGUAAGGCAAAAGGGUGCUCCUUGGAAGAGUGCUGUACAGCUUGCUAUGAUGAGUGUGUUGAGUGCAUCCUUUGUAGAAAAUAAAGUGAAGAUUUAUCUGAGGUUUUCCUAAAAUGGGUGAAACGAACUGCGUAAUAUGAAG
Messenger RNA from Cuscuta campestris, 1186 nucleotides. NCBI's taxonomy places the organism in Eukaryota, Viridiplantae, Streptophyta, Magnoliopsida, Solanales, Convolvulaceae. The record is from the annotation of a GenBank genome assembly.